AUGCAACCUGAACUCGUCUUAAUCCGUCAAGACAUACAUGCAAAUCCUGAAGUAGGUAUGAAAGAGGAACGUACAUCAGCGUUGGUUGCUGCUAAACUUAAACUUUGGGGAAUAACUGUCACUGAAAAUGUUGGUGUUUUCGGUGUUGUCGGUACAUUGAAAAGUAAUCGACCAGGUACUCACUCGAUCGCAUUGCGAGCUGAUAUGGAUGCUCUUCAACUUACAGAAUCCACUAAACUAUCAUAUGCAUCAAGGACUCCAGGCGCCAUGCAUGCCUGUGGUCAUGAUGGACACACAGCAAUGUUACUUGGAGCGGCGAAGUACUUAGCAGAGAAUCGAGACACAUUUUACGGAACUAUUUAUUUCAUUUUUCAACCAGCCGAAGAAAGUCUAAGCGGCGCUAUGGCCAUGAUCGAAGAUCAAUUGUUCGAACGAUUUCCAUUCGAUGCUAUUUAUGGUCUUCACAAUGAUCCAAACAUGCCAUUCGGUGAAUUCGCCACGCGUUCUGGUCCUUUUUUAGCAGCAGCCGAUAAGUGGAUAGUGACAUUUCGAGGCACUGGUGGUCAUGGAGCACUGCCACAUCUUGCUACAGAUAUCAACAUUGUUCAAGCAGAAUAUAUUUUGUCAUUGCAAACAAUAAUCAGUCGAAACACAGCACCCAUCGAUUCAGGCAUCAUCAGUGUUGGUGCUUUGGAGAGCGGUUCGUUUACUUCAAUUAAUAUUUUGCCAAAAGAAGUUCGCAUAGGAGGUAUUACACGCACUUUUUUAAAAGAGACUCGAAACAUGAUUGAACGACGGAUCAAAGAACUUGCACAUGGUCUCGCUGCAAGUUUUGGAUGUGAAGCUCAAGUGCAAUAUCAUCGAUUGGUGUGUGCACUCGACAAUCAUGCUGAACAGACAGUGCGAGCAGUCAAGGCUGCCGAGCGUGUUGUAGGUACUACAAAAGUCAAUCCUAAUAUGGCUCGUACUACGGGUAGCGAAGACUUUUCAGCAUUUCUCGAGCGAAAACCAGGUGCUUUUAUGUACAUUGGCAAUGGAACUCCUACAUAUCAAUUUUAUUCGCCUACAUAUGAUUUUAAUGAUGCUAUCAUUCCUUUCGGUGUCGCUUAUUGGAUCAGUUUAGUUCAGCAAGAACUCAAAGAAUAA
Molecule: messenger RNA, 1146 nt
Organism: Rotaria sp. Silwood2
Lineage: Eukaryota; Metazoa; Rotifera; Eurotatoria; Philodinida; Philodinidae
Source: the annotation of a GenBank genome assembly